This is a messenger RNA of Gongylonema pulchrum, 663 nucleotides long. The record is from the annotation of a GenBank genome assembly. Lineage: Eukaryota; Metazoa; Nematoda; Chromadorea; Rhabditida; Gongylonematidae.
AUGGGUGAGCAACAGAGAUGCGAAUCGUGCAUCAGUCUGCAAUGUCCUCCUGGGCCUGAAGGACCACCAGGUUUAGAUGGUGAGCCAGGCGCCAACGGUCGACCGGGUAUGCCCGGAAAGGCUGGCAUUGACGGCAUCGAUAUGCUCGAUCACGCUGAACCUGUCUUUCCUUGCGUGAUCUGUCCGGCAGGGCCGCCGGGAAAUCGAGGACAGCAAGGAGAACAAGGAAGACCGGGUGUUCCUGGAGAAGCCGGCCAUCCAGGACUGCCCGGUAAAGCCGGCUUGCCAGGUGUUGUGGGACCUGCUGGGCCACCCGGUCCAGCAGGGGAGGAAGGGGAUCCGGGUAUCAAGGGGCCACCCGGUGACGACGCGAUUGGUGGGACAGGCAUUAAGGGACCGCCGGGUCCACCAGGCCCGCGUGGUCCUAAAGGUCCACCCGGACCAAAUGGUAUCCCGUCCAACAACGCAGGACCUCCAGGUGGUAUCGGUGAAACGGGGCCGCGAGGGCCACCAGGAAAACGAGGCGAACCAGGGCCUCCCGGACCAGUUGGCUUGCCCGGCGAAGUGGGACAACCAGUGGGGCAGUGCGCAUCAUCAUGUGGUAUACAAGAAAUUAUUGCGCCUUCAGUUCUCGAGCUGGACGUCAAUGCCUGGAAUGACUGA